Molecule: messenger RNA, 2364 nt
Organism: Cladophialophora carrionii CBS 160.54
Lineage: Eukaryota; Fungi; Ascomycota; Eurotiomycetes; Chaetothyriales; Herpotrichiellaceae
Exons: 3
Coding region: 1-2364 (787 amino acids)
Molecular function (GO): pseudouridylate synthase activity
Source: RefSeq, a predicted model, not a curated record
AUGGCUUCACGCAGGAGGACAUUGUCCCUGAAUCCGUAUUUUCGAAGAUUGACACAAUGCUUCGGCCAGAGACGGCCGCUCGUCACCGGUAGAGACAAGCUCUUCCGCGUCUCAGAGGAAGUACAAGAUGCUCUCGCAACGGGGAAGCCAGUCGUUGCGCUGGAGACGACGAUAUACACACACGGCUAUCCGUACCCCGAGAAUGUUGCCCUCUCCUCGCACCUCGAAUCCCUAGUCCGCGUGAAUGGCGCCGUACCUGCCACUAUCGGUAUCCUCGGGGGCAGAGCCCUAGUUGGAAUGGGCGCCGAAGAAUUGAUAGAGCUGGUCUCAGCUGCUGGGAACAAGAAUACCUGGAAGAUCUCCAGGCGGGACCUUGGCUUCAUUGGUGGGUUGGGCUUAAGAGGGCAUACGCUCAAUGGAGGGACAACCAUUGCGGGGACAAUGGUGCUAGCCCACCUGGCGGGCAUCAAGGUCUUUGCUACGGGUGGUCUUGGUGGUGUCCACCGAGGGGGAGAGAACUCUCUGGACAUCUCGGCCGACCUGACCGAGCUUGGACGAACGCCCGUCACAGUGAUAUCCAGUGGUUGCAAGAGUUUCUUGGACAUCCCUCGUACACUGGAGUAUCUUGAGACGCAAGGGGUGGGCGUAGGCACCUUUGCCGAUGGCAGGCAAGGCGACGUCGACUUUCCGGCCUUCUUCUCACGAGACAGCGGCGUCAAGAGCCCCAAGACUAUUCUCGACGAAGCAGAUGCGGCUGCCAUCAUCUACGCACAGUCUGUGCUGGGCAUAGAUUCUGGUCUGCUCUUCGCGAAUCCUGUUCCGGAGCAUUCGGCAAUGUCGCGAGAAGAGAUCGAUUCUAUCAUCGCGGAAGCCGUUUCGGAAGCCGAGCAAAAAGGCAUUGGCGGAAGUGCCAACACCCCGUACAUCUUGAAACGUAUCCGGGAAUUGAGUAAAGGAGGAAGUGUCAAGGCUAAUACAGCGUUGGUCGAGGCCAAUGUCAUCCGCGGCACCAAGGUCGCGGUAGAACUUGCGAAACUCGAAAGGCGAGACGGAGCUGCACCUCAGCGAGAGGACAGCAGCAAGCUCGUCAUACCUCAAAACUCUUCCAGUUCGUCGAUGCGCGAGUCAAGGUCAACACCAAGCACGGAGAGACAGUCAGUUCAGCCUGUGGACGUACUUGUCGCUGGCUCGUUGGCAAGUGAUACAAUGUGCGACCACCAGCCAUUUCACAUCACCGCACAAUCCACCUCCCCUGUUCCGCAAACGUCGAACCCGUCUAGCAUAUCACAAUCACCUGGAGGCGUUGGCAGGAAUGUAUCCCUAGCUGCCCACUUGGCAGGUGCGAAGGUUGUUUUGGCCAGCGCUGUGGCAGACGAUCUAGCUGGCUCGUCUCUUCUCGACCAUGUCACGAAGUCCGGUCUACAAACGACAGGUAUACGGCAGCUUUCAACUAUUGAUGGUGCCAGGACGGCUCAAUACGUUGCGAUAAACGACACCAACAAAGAUCUUGUGGUUGCGAUGGCAGAUAUGUCAAUCUUUGCGCGUCCUGAGUUGGAGGCACCUGGCUACUGGACGGCGAAGAUGGAACAGAGCAAACCGACGUGGGUCGUCGUCGAUGCGAACUGGUCCCCGAGCAUUCUUUCGGCGAUAUUCGCAGCCGCAAAAGCCUCCGGCGCACUCGUUGCAUUCGAGCCAGUCUCCACCGCGAAGGCGGCACGGCUCUUUCACAAGGACAAUCGUUUCGUCACGAGCGCUAAGGUUGUACCGGACCAUGUGGUCAGCCUUGCAUCCCCCAAUCACCUUGAAUUGUCAGCAUUGUACAAUGCUGCCAGGGAGGCCAUGAUGUUCGAGUCGGAGGAAUGGUGGAGCGUCAUCGACAGCUUAGGUCUCUAUGGGGCGGGAUCCCGGGAACGGUUGGUCUCCGUCGCCGGACGAGAGCUGGUCGAACAGGGUAUUCCGCAGCAGGGCAUACAGCUUCUCCCGUUUAUCCCGAAUCUGGUAACAAAACUUGGUCGUCAAGGAUGUCUACUGACGUGCCUGUUGCGCCGUGGGGAUGAAAGGCUGACGCGACCAGAAAACGCCCCUUAUGUGUUGUCAAGAAACCUCUCUGGCGACAGUGAUCUUGGCGGUCUGUAUAUGCGAUUGUUUCCCCCGUUUAUGGAAGUGGCACAAGAUCAUAUCGUGUCGGUGAACGGCGUCGGCGACACGAUGUUGGGUGUGGUGAUUGCCGGUCUUGCAAGAGGACGCACACUGGAGGAGGUACUGCCGAUUGCCCAAGAGGCGGCAGUACUGACACUGAAAUCCCCAGAAGCCGUGUCACCACAGGUCCGGGACAUCCAGGACAAGCUCGACAGGCUCAGGUGA